GCCCUGUGCCUAUCACAUGCACUCUCCCAAAGAAAACAAAAACUCUAGCUAUACACACCAAACUGAACAUGUGCAAAAUGGAUUGGGGACAGUAGAAGAAGGGGAGGAUCAGAGAAUACAGGAUCAAACAGUCUUUUUACGCAGUGUGGACUUAACUCCUUAUGUUCCACAGUGAGUAUAACAAGCAUGCUUUACUGCAUAUACAGACUGAUUUUACUGUUGUGGGUUUAG
Staurois parvus is the source of this 231-nucleotide messenger RNA. The record is from the annotation of a GenBank genome assembly. Lineage: Eukaryota; Metazoa; Chordata; Amphibia; Anura; Ranidae.